AUGUAUGUAACCAUCUUGUCAUUGUUUGAUGGUUUUGAUUGUAAACAGGUCAGAGCACUAAAAGACAAGAUUGAGAAAGAAAAGGGCAAAGAUUUUCCAGCCGAUGCACAAAAGCUGAUCUAUGCCGGGAAAAUUUUGAAUGAUGACCAACCACUGAGUGAAUACAACAUUGAGGAGAAGAACUUUGUUGUCGUAAUGGUAGCAAAAGCUAAACCUGCAGCUGCUGCAGCAGCACCAGUAGCAGCAGCACCUCCAGCAGCAGCAGCAGCAGCAGCAACAGCAGCAGUAGAGGAACCUGUUCUGGAAGAGAAACCAAAUAUAAAGGAGGACAAGAAAGUGGAAGAUAAGCCAGCAGAGCAGCCUCCUGCAGCAAGUCCCGCAGCCCCGGAAGCAAUGGACACAGCAUUGCCUGCUCCCAGUGCACCCUCCGCAGAGGCAGCGGCUGCUGCUGCACCCAUGAAUAUAGGCGCUUCAAUUGGUAGUUUGCUUGGUGAUGUCCUACGAGCAGAAUCAACGCUAGUUACAGGUGAAGACUAUGAACAGAUGGUGACAGAGAUUAUGAAUAUGGGUUUUGAACGGGAGCAGGUAGUGAGAGCACUCAGGGCAAGCUUCAACAAUCCUGAUAGGGCAGUAGAAUAUUUACUUUCGGGUAUCCCGGAUAUGCCUGAAGUAGAGCCUGGAGAGGCAGAGGCUCCAGCAGCUCCACCUAGAUCCGAUGCAUCACAAGAACGUGUCACAGAAGCAAGUGAAUUACCGGCAAGACCACAGGCGGCUCCAGGUGGGAGUGAAACAGUAGCCAGUGGCCAGCCCCAAGUUGCUCCAGAAGGCGACCCAUUGGCUGCGCUGGCACACCAGCCUCAGUUUCAGCAGAUGCGGCAGGCGAUACAGCAGAACCCAACCUUACUUCCCCCCUUCCUGCAGCAACUAGGCCAGUCAAAUCCACAGCUACUACAAUACAUCAGCCAACACCAGGAGCGAUUCAUACAAAUGCUGAAUCAGCCUGUCUCUGGCAGCGGGAGCGCGCCUGCGCCCGUAGCCGGUGGGGGCGCCACGGGACAAUCACCAGAGCUUGCUGCACCCGGGGUGAUUCAUGUGACGCCGCAAGAGAAGGAGGCCAUAGAGCGACUCAAGGCUUUGGGCUUCCCCGAAGGAUUGGUUAUUCAGGCGUACUUUGCAUGUGAUAAGAAUGAAAACCUAGCUGCAAACUUCCUGCUCUCACAAGGGUUUGACGACGACUGAACAUAGAAUUGGUGAUGUCUACGUGGCCAUACUCUUCUGAUUAAGACUUCUAAACAGAUUGAUAAAAAUCCCCUUCACAUCUGUCUUCGUUUGUGCGUCAAUAUUUUGAACCAUUAGAUUUCUGUGAGAAUGAACUUGUUACGUUGGAGCUGGGCUUUAGUGUGUCCAUUUUACGAACGGCUUGCAAUUUGGGAAAAUUCCGGGCACCGUGUUCUUCCUGUUGAGCCGUGGAGUAGAUCGAUUAAACGGGUACGGGUUUAUACUGCCCACAUAACCAACAAGUGAGUGCUUAUUGUUUCUCUGCCACUGGAUGGCUUUUAGCAGAACCACAGCAAUGGCAGCAGGUAUUUAGAUCCUACUGCAAUGAAAGUUAGCACUUGUGAAAUGCCCCAUUAAUUUCGGGGAUAGUCAUGACGAGGUUCAACGUAACAGAAAUAUAGACAAUGUAAACUUUUAUUGCAUUUUUGAAGCCUGAACAGUUUUUAAAAAAUAUUUUUAGUUUUGUUCAUUCAUACUUUCCUUUAGUAAUUAAAGUGAUAAACAUCCUCUGAUGAAGAUCCUAUGAAUGAAGGCAGAAAAGUUUACAAUCAAAAAGCAACAAUGUACUAACUUACAGCGAGUUUAAAAGUAGUAUACUGAAAUUACCAUCUAAACAUUUAGAUGUGUUGAAGUGUAUCUUCAUAUCAUACAUUCAGAAAGAAAAUUUGUUCACUACACGAUGAGUGAAUAAACAGAAAUCGAGAAUAACUAGAAAAUGGUGCAACCAGAUCUUCCCUUCAUUUUGGAAUCAGUCUAUAAACGCUUCUAGUGAAAGAUACUAUAUAGCAACUGUUAUACUCCACGGUGUCAUGUCAGUUAAAUAUGCCUAUUGCGUUUUUGGAAGCGAAAAUAUCCUUGUAUGACAAGCUAGAUUAAAUUUAUAUGACAUUUUUUAAUCAAAUGAUAUGCAACAAGUUGAGUUGUGUACUCGGAAAGCGACAUCGUAGGAAUUGUUUUGUAUUAAGGGCAUUGAAGAGUCAAUGUAUUGCUUGUACGCAUUAUGACCAGACUAUUUUGCUUAAGAAUUUACCAUAGAUUUUCGUUCGUACCUACUUGAACACCACUACUUUUAACAUUGUGUACAGUAAAAUUGGGAAAUUGUGCUUUACAUGUUACUGGUGUGGAUUUGUCAAUCGGCAUUACAUGCUCGAUAACCAGACUGCUCAUUCAUUCAUCUCUUCAUGUUCUACAUUUGCGUAACUCAUUUCAAAAUAAAUUUUGUAAUGAAUUCUGUACGGAAAAUGUGUAUCAACAUGAACCCGUUAUGCUACCGUUGUGUGUUAUACAGUACAAUAAUAAUACUAUAACGUAGAAAAAUGUG
This is a messenger RNA of Priapulus caudatus, 2599 nucleotides long. RefSeq names its product UV excision repair protein RAD23 homolog A-like. The record is from RefSeq and is a predicted model, not a curated record. Gene Ontology annotation, molecular function: damaged DNA binding; proteasome binding; polyubiquitin modification-dependent protein binding. NCBI's taxonomy places the organism in Eukaryota, Metazoa, Priapulida, Priapulimorpha, Priapulimorphida, Priapulidae. Gene Ontology annotation, biological process: nucleotide-excision repair; proteasome-mediated ubiquitin-dependent protein catabolic process. Gene Ontology annotation, cellular component: cytosol; nucleoplasm. Bases 1 to 1239 code for a protein of 412 amino acids. The transcript is spliced from 12 exons.